This is a messenger RNA of Stomoxys calcitrans (stable fly), 4665 nucleotides long. RefSeq lists its product as uncharacterized. Lineage: Eukaryota; Metazoa; Arthropoda; Insecta; Diptera; Muscidae. The record is from RefSeq and is a predicted model, not a curated record. The transcript is spliced from 8 exons. Bases 98 to 2146 code for a protein of 682 amino acids.
ACGACAAACCCAAUACUUCGCUCCUCAUAAAGUUAAGAAAAAUAAUAAAGUUAAGAAAUUAGUGAAAAUUCGUUUAAUCAAAUUUAAGUGCGGCAAAAUGCGUUUACGUCCGCGUCUUCGUUAUAAUUAUAUAAAGUUGGUGGUUUUGUUAAUGAGUUGUGGUGCCGGUUUGUAUUAUUAUAUUGCAAGUACCGCAAAUACCUUGGAUAAACAAAGCCAAAUUAUAAUAAUGGAGCGAUCAAUACGAUCUGUGGCAAAUCAAGGUGAAUGUCGUAUGCCCGAUUUGCCGUUAGACAAUCCCGAAAUCAUGAAAUUCUAUAAGGAAGUCAACAAAGUUGAUUGUGGCAAACCCACUGACGAUUGGGUUAUGUGUGAGAAAUCGAUAUGCUUUGUUAAGCCAGAGGUUUUGGCGCUACAUGGCGAUGUGAGUUGCUUCUAUACGGAUAUUAUACGUAAAAAUGAUUUCAAGUCUCGCUAUGGUAAAUCAUUGCGAACCAGUGAGCCGUAUGUCUUGCAGGAAUCUGAUUUUGUUAAGGUUUUCUGUACAGCAUCGGAUGGUUCAAGUUGGUUUGGCAUGGCCUUUGGGAUACGCGAUGGUGUAGAAAAGUCCAUAAAACAUAAGCCCAUACCACCGCCAUUGGAUAAUGCCAAUCCCAUCAAUGUGCUAGAUCCAUCAAACGAUUUGCCUUCUUACUUCAAUGUUUUAAUGUUUGGUUUUGAUUCGUUAAGUCGAAAUGCUUUUAUACGCAAAUUGCCAAAAACCUAUGAAUAUCUAACAAAGAAACUAGGUGCCAAAAUCCUUACCAGUUACAAUAUUGUGGGCGAUGGUACGCCUCAGGCCCUUGUUCCCAUUUUGACGGGUUACACUGAGCUUGAACUUCCCGAGACCAGAAGGAGGGUCUCCAAUGCCAUAGCUGUCGACAAAGCCUAUCCUUUGAUAUGGAAGGACUAUGAGGAGCAGGGUUAUAUAACAUCCUUCAAUGAGGAUAUACCAAAUGCCGGCACUUUCACAUAUCGGAUGAAAGGUUUCGACCAACAACCUGUGCAUCAUUAUUUACGCACCUAUUAUGUUGAAGUAGAUAACAUAUUGAGUUCAAGCAGUGCUUUUUGUGCCGGUCAUACUCCAGGUCACAUGAUUAUGUUGGAUUAUACGAAAAAUUUCAUGGCGAAAUAUAGUGAUACCCCAAGAUUUGUUUUUAGUUUUCAUGGUGAACUUUCUCAUGAUUCUAUUAACAUGAUCGAAGCUGCAGACGAUGAUGUGGUGGCUUGGUUUGAAGAUUUGCAACACAAAAAUUUGCUGGAUAAUACAAUAUUAAUAUUUAUGGCUGAUCAUGGAAAUAGAUUUUCAGAGGUGCGCUCCACCCUACAAGGUAAACAAGAGGAACGUUUACCCUUCUUUAGCUUCACCUUUCCCGAGUCUUUUAAGAAGCGAUUUCCUCGCGAAUAUCAAAAUUUUGUGGAGAACAGUGACCGCUUGACAACGCCAUUCGAUAUACAUGCAACACUGAAACACAUAUUGGAUCUUCAAAAGGUAACGAACAACAACGAUGCUUUUUACGACAACGAGGAUAUUAAAACCAGCCCAAAGCAACAUUUUAAUAUACAAGUUUCAGAUUUGGCUAAAAAUCGAGCUAUCUCACUAUUCGAUAUUAUUCCGAAAAAUCGUUCCUGUGCCGAGGCAUAUAUUGAACCUCACUGGUGUGCCUGCUUGAAUUGGCAGCAGCUGAAUGUUAGCAUUGAGACUGGGCCAUUGCUGAAGGCGGCCGGAAGCAUUAUCGCCACAAUUAAUACUGCCACAGAAAAUUUUCGCGAAUAUUGUGAACCUUUGCAGUUGAAACAGAUCAACUGGGCCAUGCGUUUGACGCCCCACAGUGCCUUGUUAGCUUUCAAGCGUAAUGCCGAUGUUGAUGGCUACAUGGCCGAAAUGGGUGACAAUACACAUACAUCAGAAGUGGUCUAUCAAUUGCAAAUAAUGGUAUCACCCGGCGAUUCACUGUUCGAGGCCAGCGUUUAUCACAACUUGGAGACUUUGUCAAUGCACACUAAGCUAACGGAGGUGUCGCGUGUCAACAAAUACGGCUCCCAAGCCAAUUGUAUAUACGAACGCAAUCCGGAAUUGCGUAAGUACUGCUACUGCAAGCAGUAGUCCAAGGCGAUAGCCUUAGUCCUUAUUAGAUCUUAAGUUUGGUGUUUAUUUUAUUUCCAAGCCAAAGAUAUUUUAAGAAUUGUGUCCUUAUUUUUGUUUUAAAGCCAAGUUUAAUUUUUGUAAAGUGGUAUUUUCUUUUACCUCAAAACUGUUUUUAUAUAAUUUUAGAAGAUAAGAAAGAGAGCGACCAAUCAUCUCGAAAUAGACUAUAUUUUAUUUAUAUAUACUGUUUUUAAGCAACACAACCAUGACCAAUCAAACGAUGACUUUAUAUAUUAAGAUUAACCAGUAAAGAUGAUGUAAGUUCUCCUUUUUUGUAGAAAAUAUCAUUAAAAUAUUACGACUUUCAUAGAAUAUUUAGCUCUUAAUUUAAAUGUUUUUUACAACACUUUACAGCGCCAUCUUUUGUCAAUCUACGAAGGAAAUAUAACACUGAUUGGCAUUAUAUGUUUUUGUUGAAAGACAAUCCGAACCACCGUCUCAAUGGAGAAGAGACACCAAAUUCGUGAACUCCCGAAAUGCGAAAUGCUUUUUCGUUUAUGGAAUACAAAGUUUUGGGCAGGUUAAGGAAUUUUCGGAGUAAAAUUUUAACUAACAAAUUGUUCGAUUUAAAGAUUUCUCGUGUUGCUCCGAAACGCGGAAAGCCUUUACAUUUUCGAAAUACAAAGUUUUGGGCGAGUUAUGGCAUUUUAGUUCGUGUUCCUCCGAAAAGCAUUUACAUUUUUGAAAUUUAAAGUUUUGAGCGAGUUAUGACAUUUUCGGAGUAAAAUUUUAGUUCAAAUAUUUUUCGAAUCUUUGUCUAUUUUCCAGCGAAAACGAAUUAAAUUUCAAAUUACAUCGAAUAAUUUUUUAGGUCUUCGAAAUCGAAAUUUUCAAUGGGCUACCUUCCCCCUUGUCAAAAAUUUCCGAAAAAAAUAAAAACUCGAUUUCUAAAAAAUUUGUAAAAAAAUGAUUUCUCGGGAUCUCCCCAAAUUCGGAAUGCCAAAAGUUUUUCAAAAUUCGAAGUUUUGGGCGAGUUAUGUCAUUUUCGGAGUAAAAUUUUAAUUCAAAUAUUUUUCGAGUAUUUGCCUAUUUUUCAACGAAACCAACAGUUUUUGAUUAAAACCGAAUAAUUGAUGUAUAAACUGCACUUUGGAAUGGAAAUCCGAAACAUUUUCAGGAUUUUGAAAAUCUAAAUUUUCAAAGGGCUAUUAUACCCUAGCCAAAAUUUCCGCAAAAAAUAAAGUUGGAUUUCUAAGAAAUUUUUAAUAGAUAAAAUUUCCUCGUGAUCCCCCGAAAUGCGGAAUGUCUUUAGUUUUUCGAAAUUCGAUGUUUUGGGCGAGUUAUGAUAUUUUCGGAGUAAAAUUCUAGAACAUAUAUUUUUUUAAUUUGUGCCAGUUUUUCAACGAAAACAAAGCGGUUUUCGCUAUAAGUCGGGUAAUUGAGGUAUAAACUACACACUGGAAUGCAAAUCAGCAAAAUUGUAAAAUUUUUGAAAGUGGAAAUUUUUAAUGGGCUAUACCCAGUCAAAAAUUUUCGUACGAAAUAAAAAGUUCGACUUACCACAUGUUUGUAACAGAAAAUGAUUCCUCGUUAUCUCCUAACAUGCGAACUGCUUUAACAUUUUCAAAAUUCGAAAUUUUAUGCGAGUUAUGGCAUUUUCUGAGUAAAAUUUUAGUAAAAAUAUUUUUUGAUAAUUUUCCAGUUUUUUAACGAAAACAAAGCAAUAUUCGCUUAAAAUCAUAUAAUUGAGGUAUAAACUGAAGACUGGAAUGCAAAUCAGCAAAAUUUUUAAUUUUUUGAAAAUUGAAAUUUUUAAAAUUUUCAUUAAAAAUUAAAAAGUUUGACUUCUCUGAAAUUUUUAACAUAGAAUAAUUGCUUGUGAUCUUCCGAAAUGGGGACUGCCUUUACAUUUUCAAAAUUAGAAGUUUUUUGCGAGUUAUGGCAUUUUCGGAGUAAAAUUUUUGUAAAAUUAUUUUUUGAUUAUUUGCCAGUUUUUUAACGAAAACAAAACAGUAUUCACUAAAAUCAUAUAAUUGAGGUAUAAACUGAACACUGGAAUGCAAAUCAGCAAAAUAUUAAAUUUUUCGAAAAUUGACAUUUUCAAUGAGCUAUAAUACCCUUGUCAAAAAUUUUCGUACGGAAUAAAAAGUUCGACUUCCCAGACAUUUGUAAAAGAAAAUGUUUCCUGGGGAUCUCCCAAAAUGCGAAAUGCCUUUACUUUUUCGAAAUUCCAAGUUUUGGACGAGUUAUGGUAUAUUCGGUUUAAAUUUUAGUUCAAAUAUUUAUGGAUUCCUUGCCUAUUUUUUGGGUCAGUUCUUGAUACUAUUUACGCUUUCACCCCUUGAAACAUUAAAUUAUCACGCGAAUGAAAGUUCAAAAUUUCAUCAUGACAAUUAAGGAGAUUAUUUGCGAUAUUGUAACUUUAAACAACUUUUUAAGAUACAUUUUUAGAAUCCUUCAUUGGGAUUUGUUUACUUUCAUAAAAAUUUUAGAUCAUUGUUAUAAGCACAAAAAAUCUCCCGCUAUAAGUGGUGAGA